GUGCGCAGAUUUCAAAUGUGGCGUUGAAAUCUGUUUUGUAUCUUUGGUUCUGUAGUUCUCUUAACUAUGAGUAAUUUCGCUUCCUCUGCAUUUUCUUGUGCUUUUAAAAGCUGGAAGACACAUGGACGUGGAUUGUUAAUUGUUGCCCGCUAUGGAAAUAAUGCGUGGAGUACGUACGAAAAUCUAACACUCUCACGGGUUUCAGACGUUGAUGUUCACGAAGAUUGCAACAUUUCAGGGCAUUGCAAAACGGCCGAAUGCCGCAAAAGUAGUAAAAGUCAAAACCCAGGGGGACCUUCAGAAGGUAGUGGUUCCCUCAACUCCGCCAAUGUGAACCAUCAUAGUAUCGGUUCUAAGGAACGUCUUGGUGGUGCUGGAGGAGGAGGCUCUGGAAAUGGCACUGGCUCUUUCAUAAGAUGUAACAAAUGUGGUGGUCCUUUAAAAUCUCUUGAUCCAAAAGCAUCAUAUAUAUCACGUUUCAUGGAGUGUGAAGCAUGUGAACAACUCUACGAAUUAACAGAUAAGAGUGAUCUCUCAUCAUUUAGUAAUGUAGACGAAAGCCGACAUCUUUCGCUCGUUAGUCCUAAGGAGGCAAGUCAUUCUUUGUGCAAAUAUGUAGUCUUUUUAAUACCUUGUUUACUCUUAAUUACUAGUUUCGUAUUUACAGUUUUUAGUGUCUAUGACGCUAUUGUCGCGAUAUAUUGUAGUAGAAUAUCUUCGGGAUUAUUCCUAUACUUCGUAUAUCACUCGUCCUGAUAACCGUCAUUAUAAUAAUUUCCCAACAGUGUUUACAUUUCAGAAGCAAAUACAGCUUAUUUUCGCUCACCACAGAACAAACGACCAUCAAGCACGAUGCGAAUACGAAUAUGAAUGAAUGAAUAGAAAUUAAAAUGCACAGAUUUAUAAGGAUGCAAAUGAGUCAUCAUGCGUUUUAAGUAAUUGACAUCUAGGUUAGUAAGAGGAAUAUAUGUGUGAACUGUAACACAUUCUCAAUCAUCUAUGAUCAUACAACUUACUUAUGCCUGUUAUUCGUGAAGGAGCAUAGGCCGCUCACCAGUACUCUCCAUCCAACCUUGUUUUGGACAAUCCUUUCCAGCUCCUUCUAGUUGUUAUUCAUCCUUUUCAUAUCUGCUUCUAUUUCCCGACGUAAUGUGUUCUUUGGCUUUCCACUUUUCCGCUUCCCAUCAGGACUCCAAGUUAAGGCUUGCCUCGUGGUUCAGUUUGAUGAUUUUCUCAAUGUAUGUCCUAUCCAUUUUCAUCGUCUUUGUUUGUUCUUUCCCGUAGUAGGCUGUUGCUGACGGUAUCCGACCAAUGGAUGUUGAGUAUGUUGAGGUAUACUGCUGCAAACGCUGAUGCUACGCAGACUGUCUUCACCUAUAUCUGUUGGCGUGUAUGAGAUAGAAGGACUAGGUCUUCUACAAAUUCCAAAUUCUUUAGUUGCAUGAGAGCUGUCCAUUUUAUCUUGUGUUUUCCCUCAGAUGUCGAGGUCUUCAUAAUCCAGUCGACCACCAGAGGAAGGAGAAAGUGGAAGGGAGAGAGUAGACAGCCUUGUCUGAGUCCGGUCCUUAUUUGAGAUGCAUCUGUCAGCUGUCCUCCAUGCACGACCUUGCACUGUAGUCCGUCGUACUAGUUCCGGACAACUGACAAUCUUCUCAGGAACUCCGUAGUGUCGAAGAAGUUUCCAUAAUGUCCUCCUAUCUACACUGUCGAAUGCCUUUUCAUAAUCAAUGAAGUUGAUGUACAGUGACGAGUUCCACUCAACUGACUGUUCGAGGAUGAUCCGUAGUGUCACAAUUUGGUUUGUACAAGACCGAUCCCUAUGGAAUCCAGCUUGUUGUUCUCGAAGUUAGACGUCUACUGCUUCUUUCAUCCGGUUCAGUAACACUCUGUUGAAGACUUUCCCUGGUACUGACAGUAGUGUGAUUCCUCUUUAGUUUUCACAUUUGCUCAGAUCUCCUUUCUUUGGAAUGUUGAUGAGGUGUCCUUCUUUCCACUCCAUCGGCACUUGUUCCUCCUCCCAAAUAUUUUUGAAUAGAAGGUGAAGCAUGUUUGUAGUUACUUCGAUGUCUGACUUCAGUGCUUCGGCUGGUAUAUUGUCGGGUCCUGCUGCUUCCCGCUCUUGAUUUGUCUGAUGGCCAUCCUGAUUUCUUCGGUCGUUGUGGAGGGAUAUGUAUAGGAAGGUCUGUGUGUGCUGCUUCGACGUCCGUAGGAUUCAAUGUAGCUGGUCUAUUCAAGAGGUCCUCAAAGUACUCUACCGAUCUGUUCCUCUGUUCUUGAAUUUCAGUAAUUGGUCUGCCUUCUUUGUCCUUGACAGGUCUCUCUGGUUUGCUAUAUCUGGUGCCCCCUUGUACCAAUAUUUAUGUGUUCAAAUGAAUAAAAAAUAAUAAUAUAUCUCUCUGCUAGUUUCUUCGUUGUAUCAUAUAGUUGUUUCAUAUUUCCUUGUCUUGCAGCUUUUUCUGCCGUCGUUGCUAGUUCUUCCACGUAUUUCUGCUUGUUGGCUUCAAUGCUCUUCUUCACUUGCUUGUUUUCUUCUGUGUACUCAGCUUGUGCUUUGGCUUUCUCUGCUCGUGUUCGGCUGUUAUUAAUUGCUGUUUUCUUGUUCUUCUCUUCUUUGAUCUUGUUCAGUGUUUCUUUAGAGAUCCAUUCCUUAUGAUGAUGCUUCUUGUGGUCCAGAACCUUCUGACAUAUUGAAGUUAAUACUUUUCUGAUACCUUUCCAGUUGUCCUCCAUAGUAGUUUCUUCUUCUUUCAGUAGGUCCUGUAAAGCUUGGAACCUGUUGUUGAGAGCUAUCUUGAAUUCGUUGAGUUUGUUGGUAUCUCGUAGGAAGGCUGUAUUGAACCUUUGUAGUGCUGUUUGUCCAGUUGUCCAGUUCUUCUUUAGCUUCAGUUUUAAAUUGGCCACAACUAGGUGGUGAUCUGAAGCUAUAUCAGCUCCUCUCCUGCUUCUCACAUCUUCCAUUGUUCUUCGAAAUUUUUUAUUGAUUCAAAUAUGAUCUAUCUGGUUCUCUGUGGUGUGGUCCGGUGAGAUCCAUUUAGCUUUGUGCAUACGUUUGUGUAGAAAUAUUGUGCUGUCUAUAACCAAUUUGUUGAAUGCACAUAGAUUUGUAAAUCUUUCCCCAUUUUCGUUUCUCUCUCCCAGUCAAUCUAUGUUGUCCCAUGAUAUCUUCAUAUCCGGUGUUGUCUAUUCCGAGUUUGGCGUUUAGAUCUUCCAUCAGAAUGUUGAGGUCCUUUCUUGAGCAUUUCGCUAUGGUUGAUUGCAGCCUCUCAUAGAAUCGAUCUUUAUUGUCGUCAUUGAUAUCAUUGGUGGGUGCAUAACAUUGGCUAACAUUCAUUGUGAUCCCCUCCUUCUUUGUUUUGAAUGAUGCUUUGAUGAUUCUGGAUCCGUGAGAUUCCCAUCCAACAAGUGCAUUUCGUGCUUGUUUGGAUAGCAUUAGAGCAGCUCUCUGAGUGUGUGGAGCAUUUUCCUUUUGGUGGCCGAAGUACAGCAUCAUCUCUCCCGUAUUUAGCCUUUGUUGUCUAGCUUGGGUCCAAUGGGUUUCGCUGAUUCCCAGUACUGCCAAUUUGUAUCUCCUCAUUUCCGUUGUUAUUUGACUGGUCUUCCCAGUCUCCCACAUUGUCCAGACGUUCCAUGUACCUAUAAAAAUUGUUGCUCUGGUUGUUAGGAGGGGCAUCAACCUCGUGGCUUCCGAAGGAACUUGGCUUUCACCAUUAAGCGUCAUAAUUGUUCUAAAUGAAGACCUUCUAACUCCCAGGGCAAAGUUUAAAUGGUUUGAAUUAUUUUUUCUGGUUGGCGUUUUUUUUAACGAGUUAGUUUUCUACGGGAUGGGGUCGCUAACCCCAUGCCCAACUCUCCUCCUUUACUCGGGCUUGGGACCGGCAGUAACUCUAGAAGGGCUACAGAUGGAGUUAUGAUCAAAGAAGCCUGGGCAUAAUAAUAGUGCGGUUGUUGCCGACACAAAUGAGACUUGAAUAAGUUAACUAAAAGGCUCGAUAAAUCUAAACAUGUACAAACCCGAGUUUCGGUGAUGACAGUAAAAUAAAAUGAUGGAUUAGUCGGAUUAAUUCUUUCUAUCCAACUGACCCCUGUAGUCUAAAUAAGAAUAAAAUCGGUAAGUGGUUAGUGCUAGAGAUCAUAAGAGUUUCGGCAAUAAUAACCAUAUAUUUCUUGGCAGAUAUGAAAGUCAUUUAUGGUCCACGCUUGUUAGCACAUCAGUAUGGUGUAUGUCUACGAUUUCGAGCGAAUGUAUGUGUUCCAAGUUUCAAAUGUACACUGCUUAAGCACCCUAACCAUUAACACCAGGACUUUCUUAGCGUAAACUAAAUCACUGUAGAACUAAACGAUGAAGUUAAAUCGGUUUCCCAAUGAUAAUUAGAAUAUUUCGUUAUUCAUCGAAUUUCAGCAGUCACUUUCCUCAAAUAUUCAUUCGAUAAUUUUAAUUUUGUUACAUUUGACGUGUGUAGGGGUUGGAGUAGUAAUCCAACACAUUGUUGAGUUCUUUUUCUGUAUAAUUAUUCCGUUAGAUAAAAUUUAAUACCCUGUAAUAUAGCUUACGGUUAGUAGUUGUACAGGUAUUUUUUACAGACCAUCUAUAGAUCUAAUAGGUUAUGGUUAAUGAAAUUGUGCUGUGUACCGACGGUGAAUAUCUAAUGUACAGAUUAUAAAUAUCCUGGAAGUAUGCAAAUGUUAGACGCAUGCGUUUCAUAAACAUAUAGCAAUACUCUUUGACACGAUUAUAAAUAAUGAUUAUUGACUGGGUAUGUUUAUUACCUGAUGUCUAACAACGUCUAAGUGCGACGUUGCAAGACCUCUUUGUUAAAUAUCAACGUGUGAUAUGUAUGUAUGACACUGAAAGAGUAUCUGGAUGCUUAGAGAGCCAGUAUAUUUUUCGUAAAACUCCAUUUUGUCUUACUUUAUUUGAGACUGCAAUAGCUUAGUAUAUAAUAUUUCACAGGCCUUCAAAAGGUUAUUCACUUUUAGUGGAAAUUAUGGUAUGCGUUACAUUUUCUUUAGAUGUUAUAAAGUUUGAGAGGAAAAGAGUAAGUUAGUCUAUGAAGUUGGAAACCCUUAACAGCAGGUGACUUCACCCAGUCACGGUUUACCGAAAUAUACAGUGCAAAUUAGUAUAGAACUAUAUUGAGCAGUGUGUUUUCUAGGUUAAUUAGAGCCACUAAGAUGUUAAAAAUCAACAGUUGUAAACCUUAAGUGGUUUUAUUCGUCCGUUUAUUUUUUCUGUUGUCAGUUAGCUUAUUCGUAUUGUUUUUUUCUCCUUAUAAAUGGAUAUUAGCCAAAGAAAUAUUGAUUAACCACCAAUCACCUGAUUUUUUCGAAGUAAAUCUUUUGUAGGACUAUAGUUCGUCAAUAGUAAAUAUAUUUUCUGUGACAUUGUGAUCAAUUUGGCAUCAGCUAAUGUUAUAUAUCUUAGUGGAAUGAACUUUCAUCUAGUGGAUUUCGUUGUCUUAUUCAAUAUAGAUUAUGCACAUUAACGAUUGCAUCAUACAAUGCUAGUUACUGUUCAAAUAACUAUAAAACCUUGUCCUAUAUUUUUGGUCUGUUUACUCAAGGUUGAAAAAUGGUUGAGAUGGAAAACAUUAUGCUUUGAUAGAAGCCAAUUCAUCCUUGUUUAUCAUAUUCAUGAAGUUAUACGUUUUUUUGAUCAUUACGUGUUUGAAUCUUGGUUCACUUAAAAAUGAUAUUGUCCAUCAUUAAUUUGCCCUGAUAAGAUGAUCUAAUAUGGAAUAUUUGACGUCUGUAAAUUGUUCCUAAUUAUUAGGUCUUGGAUCUAUUGUGUCUUAUUAGUGACAAAUACAAUUGACCUAAAGUAAGCUCUGUUGGUGAGUUGUAGGUGCUGUAUAACUUCUUUUUUUCCCAACCCAGUCGCAAUUAAAUAUAAUUUGUAAAAAGAAAAGGAAUAUGAGCUUUCUAGUAGUGAAGUGAAGACAGACUAGAGAAUCGAAUAGAUUUUCUCACCAUUAUUACCACUUCAAAUAAUUCAUUUAAUGUAUUUGUUCCAUAUAUUUGUUUAUUGUCAUUAGAAAUGUUCUCUUUACUCCGAUUUAUAUUAGAUACAUCAAUACUUAGAUCGUUAUGUGAUAGGUCAAGAUAAAGCCAAAAAAAUUCUUGCCGUCCAAGUAUAUGCUCAUUACAAUCGUAUACAGUAUAAUCGGUCACUGGCUACCUCGGAAGAUAAUGGAUUUAAUUCAAAUAAUUUAAACUCAGGGACAAAUGAAGCCAAACCUACUGUAAAUAAUCAUUAUUCCCCAAAUGAAUUUUCGGGUACACGUUCUUGUACACCUGUAAAUUAUCAGAGCAGUUUAAGUCAACCCUCUGUAUCUGAAUUAUUUAAUUUGUCACGCAAUGGUUCACUUAGUUCAUCGAAAAAUCCAUUUACACAUGGAGGUAGUCCAACAAGUUCAUUUCCAUUUCCAAUUACUUUAGAAAAUUUAUCUGAUAUGAAGGAUGAUCGAGAAAAACAUCGUGCCUCACGGAUUCUUAAAGAUGAUGUUGAUCGUCCAUUAAAAUUGGAAAAAAGCAACAUUAUAUUGUUAGGCUCAACAGGUUCAGGUAAUGUGGAUUUCAAAAUUAUUGAUUUUGGAAAAAUAAGUAAUUCCAAGUCUGUUUUAUGUGAAAUAGUUUUUGUCCUUUUUGUCCUUCUUUUUUUGGCGUAGGUGUAUACACUCUCUGUUUUCCCUUAAACUAUGAGAUUAAAAUUGCUUCAUGUCUUUCUUUCUGCGAACUAAUUCUUUCUUCCUGUACCAUGUCCUUAUAUGAAAUCUUUCUUUUAUAUAUCACCACCACUGAAUGAACUACUUCUAUGAAUCCGCUGUUCAUCUUGUUGUGUUAAUGAAUUAUGGCAACUUGGACCUAUACACAUAUGUGCCUGGUAUAUUUUGUAGCUGACUGACUGAGUUCUCUGUGCUUCAUCACUCAAUCAAAAGAAAAAAACUUUGUACGAUUAAGUAAAUUUAUUAUUUAUAAAUAUUCUGACCGUUUACACACUGUAAAUGUGUGUGUGAAUAAUUAAAUAAUUAAAAAAGACAAAUAAUUAUAUUAGUUAUUUAUUUGUGACAUAGUUAAUCAUUAACAUUAAUAACUUAUGGAAUGAUUUGCUCAGAUGAGAAUGGGGACAUGGAAACUUGUAGUAGUGGGUUGUAUUGCUAUAUAAUCCAUUUAUCUACAAUUCAUAAUACUUUUACACGUUAAUAACGCUUUUUUAUUAGUAUACUUCAAGUAAAGUAACGUACGACUUGUAGCAUCAGUUCAAUAUUUUGGAAAUUUAACUGAUUGGUAUGGUGAGUCAUAACCUUAUUGAACAUUCACUGUCUAUUAUAAUAUUAAAAUACUGGUAACAGCAUACGACUCAAUACUUCAUGUUUGUUCACUUAAAAAUGAUACAUAAAUUGUUCCAUAUUCCAGUGAGAGUCAUUUCUAGGUCUCUGGGAUAAGUAUUGAAUAAACAAUGGGUUGUAAUUUGUAUUCGACAGGUGCAGAGAAAGCAGAACAUGAGAUGUGGGUGGUUACAUUCUUAAGUGAAUUAGUUUGCAUUUCUUUUAUGAGUAUUUGUCGUACAGCCAUUUUAUGGUAUUUUUUUAAAAACAAUCCUAAUUGUCACUGGUCUCUUGACACAUUAAUUUCUCAGUGCAACUUAUGAAUUAGUCUUAGGUAGACUACUAUUGGAAAUUUAGAAGCGCUGAAUGACCGUCUUGUCCUAAUAUUGGGACUCCUCAGAAGCGAGCAUCCAAGACACUUCACACGGGGAUCGAACUCAGGACCUUCGAUCUCCCACAUAAACGCUUAAUAUCUAAACCAUUGUGCCGGGAUACAAUGAUAUACAUGUUUAAAUUCAAUCAUAUGCUCACUAGUGACUAGCUUCAAUAUAUAAUUUCUGGAGUUUCAAUGAAAAGCCGUGACCGAUGGAUUUCAACCGCGUUGUGUAUGAGACACUUAUCCACCCCAGUCAGUGGAACAUGGCCAGGGAAUAUCGUGAAUUGAUUAAAGUUAGACAUUUACUAUCUCACGUGCGACACAAAUUGAAUUCAUUGGUCACGGCCUCUCACUAGAACUCCAAGAGUUACAUCUUGAAGCUAGUCAAUAGUGAGCACAUGAUUUCUGUUAUGUUUUUUGAAUUGAAAAUAUACUCGAGUCAGUUAAUCAUAUAAAUGAAUCACCAACUUUUGUGGCAGAAGUGUUAUUUAUGUACUUAAAUUUUGUAGGUUAUAGUACAGUUUAAUCUUGUUUUUUUUAAAUUGUUCACUCGCCAAAAUUAAGGAUCUCGGUCCUAAAAGGUACUUGCUCCUGCUUGUUUCACCAUAUGGCUCUUCUUUUUAAAGACUUGGAAAAUUGGAGAUUUUAUUGGUUCUGUGAAAAUGAUAUAGUUGUGUUGGAGAACUUAGUUCUAACUCCUUGGACGACAUAACUUCGAUACAUUGGGUACCUAGUACUUGCGUCUGAAGGUGAGGUGUGCGUAUAACAUCUUGUUUGGUUGUUGGUGGGAGUUUACUGAUUCACUAUACAACCAAAUAAUCAUUACCUUUUGUGUCAACAAUUUCUUAUAAUAUUCCCAGCCCUAUCUUUUGGUGAUGAAUCCGAUGACGUGUGAGAUAUAUUAAUUAAUGUAUCAAGAUUGGUAUCAAUGCUUACUUCAUGUUUCAAAUAAUAAUACUUCGUUUAUCCUUUUUUAAUCUAUAUUUUAAAAAUGAAACAAUGAACCAUAGUUACAGAAUUUACUUUGAUUAAUUUAUUUUCUUCAAACUCUUAACAUGAUCACGUAUUUUCUUAUCAGUGUGCUCUUAUCCUUUUGGCGUAUGAAACAUUCCAUAUGAUGUAUAAGUAUAUUAUAAUCUCAACAACGCUUGAAAAUUUUGGAUUUUGUUAUUUUUAGGCAAAACACUGUUGGCCCAAACUUUGGCUAAUUAUUUAAAUGUACCUUUCGCUCUUUAUGAUUGUACAAGUAUAACCCAAGCUGGUUAUGUUGGUGAAGAUGUCGAAUCAACCAUUGGUAGAUUAUUACAAAAUGCAAAUUUCAAUGUGGAACUUGCUCAACAAGGUAUAGUGGUUCUAGAUGAAAUAGACAAAAUAAGCUCUAAAACUGGGCAUCAUCAUGCUGCACGAGAUGUCAGUGGUGAAGGUGUUCAACAGGCUAUGUUAAAACUGUUAGAAGGUUCACUUGUUAACGUACCUGAUGUCAAAAGUCCGCGUAAAUUACGUGGUGAAACUUUCUUAGUGGAUACAACCAACAUACUUUUUAUAGCCUGUGGUGCAUUUAAUGGACUUGACAAGAUAAUUAGUCGACGAAAACAUAAAAAGACUAUUGGAUUUGAUAUGUUGACAUCUUUGAAUGAAUCGACUACACAAGAUAAUUACACUUCAUCAGUCAAUCCAAAUACGACAGAUUUUGUAAAUUUAUUUCAAAGUUUUGAAAGUUCAGCUCAUGAAGAAAAUGCUGAACGUGAUAAAUUGUUACAAGAAGUUGAAGCUAAUGAUCUUAUUACUUAUGGGAUGAUACCGGAAUUCGUUGGUCGUUUCCCUAUAAUUACUGUUCUACAUUCAUUAAAUGAAGAAAUGCUUGUCCGUGUUCUUACAGAACCACGUAAUGCACUGAUAAAACAAUAUCAAUUACUUUUUAAUAUUGAUGGUUGUGAACUGAGAGUCACUCCUGAUGCUCUAAAAGCUAUUGCUCGACUGGCAUUAAGUCAACAUACAGGAGCUCGAGGUCUUCGUUCAGUCUUGGUAAUUACAUGUUCAUUAUGUUUUUUUUUGAUUAUUUUUAUUUCUUGUUUAGUGAUUGUCUACUUACAUUUAGUUUAUGUAUAUCAUUCGUAUUCGUCAUGUUUUAUGCUUUUUUCCACGAUUCUCGAUAACGAUAAUUGUUAAAGAAUUGGUUUUUUAAAUGAAAGUUGUUAUGUCCUAUGGCCCGUCAAAUAUUACGUGACAAGAUCGCCAAUCAGAACAACGACUUAUAUGACCUUGUCCGUGUGCUAAACUAAUGAUGCGUUAACCAUCACAACCAGCGUUGAGUCAACUCUGGGUCCUCUGUAUGGUAGGUUCUCGCCUAACCCAGCCUGGUUCAGUUCAGAACACAAAUAUCAGCCUCCGCUAUAUGAAUCGUAUACUUCAGACAUACUUGGUUUAUAUGCAAGCAGACUAGACCACAUCACACCAUAAAAUGUAAAAUAAUAAUUAGACAAGAUAGAGCCAAAAGUGUCUGUGAGUGUGAGAGACUGCAACUAAUAGAUUGGAAAUUAUUUAAGAAUAAUGAAUCGUAUAAUAGUAGCCAGUAAGUCAAAUGAAAGCUUAUAAUAAGAGAAAUAUAAAUAUAUGUAAUCUAGUUACUUGAUAGUUAUACAAUAAGAAUAUGUACAUAUAAUAACAGUCCAUAAAUAGUUCCUAGAAGUUACCCAUAAUUUAAUCUUCUUUGGAUAUGACAGAGGUGGGCUUAUAUCUUCUAAGAAAUCAAAAUAAUUUAGUGUGUUCUUCCUAGCUGUACAAUGUUUGUUGGAAAAUACAAGCAAAAAUAGAAACAUGUUGAAUUGAUUUGACAUAUUCAUUGGACUUUUGUUUUUAAAGUGCAUAUUAUAACCCCCACCUCUCAUACUUAUUCCUCCAAAUUAUAUAUUGUUAAUAAAAUUAGAUGUAUGCUUAAGCAUCAUAUAGAACUAAACAGCUAAACUAUGCCCUCUUUUCUCAUGUUUCAUCCAGUCCAUAGAGCAUUGGUAUAGGUGUUUAGAGCAAUUACACUUUCAACCAAUAAGUCUGAGAUUCUAAUCCUGCACUAUUCGAUUUAAUCAGGUCUCAUACAAUGUUACUUAAAACUGAGUACAUUUACAUAUAGUUUGGUGUUACAUUAAGUAAAAUAAAAUAAUGUCAUUAUAAUCACGCAGAUAAAAUAAUAGUAGUAUCUAUAAGUUUGAAUACUUAUGGGUUUCUAAACAAAACAUAAUUAUGCGAAUAAUGAUCUUAUAUCAUACAACUGAUGUCAAUGGCUCUAAUUUUAUGAUCAGUUUAUUUCAUGAUAGUGUUGGCUGUAUUUAUUAGACAUUUGUGCUAGUAGUAGCGUUGUCGUGACAAUGUUUCUUCCUUGACAUAGAGGGUAAUUAAUAGUGAUAAAAUCGGACCGAGUGCUUAUUUCAGUAGCUUUUUUUUCUAAAGGUUUUAUUUUCGUGAUAUUCACUAUAUCGCUGACUGAAAAUUCAUUUUCAUUAGGACAAAACAAACAUCACAAACCCUUUUGAUGUUGAAUUAUCAGACUAAUUAACUGCAUUGUGCAACUUAUAUUCAAAGAACUGAUAUUUCUUGUUAGUUAUAGUCCACAUUGACAGAAUGACCAAAGCUAGAAAAAUCAUACAUCAAAGCUACAUAACAAGCUAAAAGCAUGUAUAGAUGAGCCAUAAUAAAUAAGUAAAUUACUUAUCUAACCUAGUUCACUAUACAUAUGUCCAUGCCUGGGUUAGUCUGUCUAUGUUUACAAAUACUUGUGAAAUCUGAGUACUUUCAUCCGACCUGUCGCAACACAAUUCUCUCACAGUCUUUUAUCUUCAGUUGAUUAAGCGUUAGGAGCAUGGAUAGUAGUAGAUAUAGGACGUGCGUCGUAGAAACGAUCUGUCGGACUUGCGAUUCGAUUUCAGAAAGAAGAGCUUUUCAACAAAGAAUGUUGGAAAAAGUGGUACCAUUCCUUUGUCUUUUUAUGUAUUGAUUGAUUGAAAUCUAACUCAAUGGAACAAUGUUCUUUCGUUAUUUAUUCUUUUUAAUGUAAUAAAAGUCAUCGGCUAAAUGUAUGAAGCUACAUAAAUUUAUGUCUGACCUAUUCACUUCCAGUUUAUCCAUAUCAUUUAUUCAUAAAUUAUAGAAGGUAUCAUUUGUUGAGGAUGCUAGAUCCCCAGAAAUCACUUGGUUAACGUCUCAUUUUUGUAAUUUUAUUCUAGAAAUUUGAAUUUUUAGUUUUCGCGCCGAAAGAGCCUAUUUUUACCUUCCGAUUGUAUUUUCCAUUUGGUUCAAAUUCAAAUUUCUAAAAUAAAAUUACAAAAAUGAAACGUUAACCAAGUGAUUUCUGGGGAUCUAAUAUCUCCGACAUUAUUGUAGAAUCACUUGCCACAAGACUGAUUGAUCUCUGGACCAUUACACUUUGUAGAAAUUCAUCAACUUCAUUGUUCCUUAAACAAAUGAAAAUACUUUUAUAAUUUCAUAGAUUCAAGCAUUUGAAUAAAGCGAAACAAUAAUAAACUAAUUUUAUUUAUUUGAACAAAUAAAAAUUGGUACAAGGGACACCAAAUAUAUAUGUGCCACACAAUAAAAGGAGGUUGUGAAGCUGUGGAGAAAGGAAGGUAAGUAUAAUCAAAAUAGGACAAAGAUGAAUAGAAAUUAUUGUGAGUGAAUAGUGAUAAGAUAAUAAUAAUAAUAAUAAUAAUAAUAAUAAUAAUAAUAAUAAUAAUAAUAAUAAUAAUAAUAUUGGGAGUAUUUCAGUCAGGAAAAAUACAACCAGAAAGAAUCCUUUCAGUUAAAAAAGUUACGUUCACUUUUAUGGAGGAAUUUACAGUAGGUUCGCCAUUAUCUUUUAUUAUAAGCGAUUUCUGAUAGCGUCUCAAGUUACUGUGUUACGCUAUCUCUAGGACCCUAACCAAGUAGUCAUGAAGAACGAACAGAAGCCAGUCCUGUACAGCUUUCCUUCAUACCACGACACCAUAUCGUGCACUGACCAUCUCCGCUUUUCUUCAACCAGUUACAUCAUCGGCAUUUAUGCACAAUGUAGGACUCGCUGGUACAACAUUUGUAGGACAUGUCUAAGCCAUCAAAGUCGACGUUUCAAGACAGUGACACUGAUUGAGUUGUCGUCACUGUGCUCAAAUACGAUGCUGAACCUCAGCAUUACUAACAUGGUGUUGCCGUUGAACGUAAGCAGGCCUUCGAAGACAACGAUGAUCAAGCAGAUAGUCGUUCAACAUCCUCGACUUGGAGAGGCCAGGUUUCACAAGCAUAAAGCAAAACUGCUCUUAUCGAUGCGUUAUAGAUCCGACGUUUUACAGCCGGACUAGUCAGUCAGCUACAACGUAGGACCAUACACAUAUAUGCAUCGGUCCAAGUUGCCUCACCUCAUUUGCGCAACAAGUUGAACACCAAAUUCAUAUAAGUAGUUACUUCAAUGGUAGUAAUAUUUAAAAGAUUGUGUAUAAGGAUAUAAUACAGGAAGAAAGAAUUAGUUCGUAGAAAGAUAUAAAGCAAUUUUAAUCUCACAGUUUAAGGGAAGACAGAGUGUAUACACCUGCGCUAUUGUGAUCGAUUCUGGGCCAUGUCACGAGCAUUUAUGUAGCUACCCACAUACACGAAAUUCACAACCUAUUAUUGUGUGCACUUAUUGCAGUAAUAUUCCGUCGGAUACCCAAUAAUUUCGAUAAAGUAAACAUCCGAUUUCAAUGUUUUUAUUUCGACUGUUAUGAAAAACUGAAUUUUUCCUGAUAUGUGGGCAAAAAUGUAUUCUUAGUGAUUGGAACUUAAAAGAUUAUUCAUAAUAGAAACGAAUCCUGUAUUGUUCUAAUAUACGAUCGCGGGUUGGUACAAAAAUCAAUAAGUUGUAGAGAGAACUUCUCUCAAACAUUUACCUGUAGCAAACCUUAAGCUUUUCAUCUAUUUCUCUUGGACAAGUGUAUUUGCUCUGUUCAUUACUAGUACUAUUGGUAGUAUUUUCCUUUCGACUUCUGGUUUCCUGUCGAUAUAUUAAAUAGAUAGUAGAGCCCAUGUUUUUUUAAGAUGGUCGGACUUCAUACAAUAAGUCGGGAGUUCCAAUCCUGCUUCAUAUACUUCGGUUUGGACAACCGGAAGCCAUCAUUACUGCUCAUACAUUUAGACUAUGGCUCAGUCAAGUACAUAAACGUGUACUUGUACGAAAUUUGACAACUGUUACGUCAUUUAUGAGCUAACUUUUUAACUGAGUAUCAGCUACAAAUAUAGUUGAAUCGAACUUAAAUUUAUAAUCUAAUGAAUUUAGUUUAAUCAUAUGAAUACCGUUCCUACGGUUCCAAACCAGACAAUUUAUGCCUAUAUUCUUAUAGUUCUCUCUGCAUUUGGGACUCAGUUUUUUCAUGUGAUCAUAUAGAUUGUCUAAAGCCAUCACAUUCUGUCCAAGGCUUUUAAUAGUAUAAUUCUCCAAUAUUCCCUAUCCAUACUCUUCUAAGUGUUUCUUAACAGUAGACUUUACGCGUGAAUAUUGUCAUUUUCUUUAAAGAAAUAAUUUCGUACUGAACUUUUAUCCUAUUUUCCAAAUUAGUGAAAAAAUAAUUUGUUUUUGCAUAGUAUAUUCCCUCAAUCUGAAAAUAUUUGUACUAUUAAUGUGUACUAAUAUGUUAUCUCGCAGUUGUUCAAUUCACCAAUCAGGUGAUGUUUUUUCUCUAUCUAGUAAGUUAAUGAUGAUUUUAUUUUAAUCAAGGGACUUUAGGUUUUCAUAGUUAUUUGUAGAAAUAAAAAUCCAGUUUUGGACAACGUCAUCUGACUUAUGAUCAAAUAAUAAGUUUUGAAUAAAUGGAAGUGUUCAUACUUUAUACAAUAUAAAAAUUGGCAUUGUUUUAAUCCAUGCAGAAUUUAUCGGCAAUAAAUUUAAACAUUUAUUAUAUAUAUCUAGGUAGAAAUUCUCUUGAGAAUUAUAAUAUAUGCAGGGAUGAGCUUAGAAUACGGCCUUGACAUAUUUUAGCCCUACAGUUUAGCAACUAAAUCGAUUGUUUAUGCGAAAUCAAAUAAUAAUAAUAUUACAAAAGGUAAACAAAUUUUCUAUAAUCAAUACAUCGAUUAAAAUCUUCUGCAUUUUGUUUUAUUGUGUUGUUGUGUGUGUAAAUUGAGCACAGAACAACUUCACAUAUAAAACCAUCCAUAUAACAUAUCUACAAAUUUGUAACGGCUGUGAAUUGAAUGUAAAUCCAUGUACUGUUGUGUUUUUUCUUAUCGCUUUGACUUUUGUACACUGAUGUCAUAAAAUGAGAACAAAUCACUUCUAUUUUUAAUAAUUUAAUGUCAACAAAUAUUAUUUUUAUUGCGAUAUAUCAGUUCAAGGAUAGAUUGUUUAUUUUAGUUGGUGAUUUUUAGGCAGAUGGGGUUGCUGACCCCAUGCCCAACUCUCCUUUGCCCGGGCAUGGGACCGGCGGUAACCCUAGAAGAGUUAUAGGUGGAGUUAUUCCAAGGAUAUUAAAGUGAUUUAUUUGUUAAAGGUUUUCAAGAUAUGUACUGAACUUACUAUUUGAUAGACAACUUCAUUUCACUACACUGUUUUGGUUUAUUAAUAAUUUGAGAAAUGAUUAGAUAAGUCACAAUUGGUUAUAUCAAUCCAAAAAGUUAUUAUAAUUGCUAUUUUAGACGAUGGUGGUAGCUGUGAAUCAGUUAUAAUUGUUAGUUAUUAACUUCAAGUGUUACAAUUGAAAAAAAAACUUGUUUUUCUAAUCGUGGUUCUAAUUUGUAUGAACUUCAUCGCCAUUCUCUCACGUAAAAAGAUCAAGCCAGUCAUUUGUAAGUAAAGUGACAUUGUACGAAUGUACCCAAUUCAGUCAGUCGCAACGUAGAAUCUGAUAUGUAUAUAUAUCGGCUUAAGUUGCCAUACCCCAUUGGUACGGUGAGAUGAAAUUGUUCGGCCGAAUCCCAGAGUUGUAAAAGUAGUAACAGUAUUCGUGAUAAUGAUAGUAAAGAUUAGGGAUCAAAAAUAUGAUUCAAGAAAACAUAAAUUCAUAAGAAAAUGUUAUGGGGAAUUCAGAAACUAAGAAUUUGAAGGAAGAUAAAAAAUGGAUGUACAUUUGCCAUUGCAAACGGUUUUCAGCCAUGUCAUUCAAGGUCUCUAACCACCGGUUACGAUAAUCAUGGGGACAACGUGGUUCAGAUAAACUGUCAAUGAAUUCGUGGAUUGGUGACAUUUCUGUUUGUCUGCCGAUAGUUUCCUUCCAACCCACUCCUACAUCAAACAACAUCCCUCGUCGAGGUAGGCAGUGGUUGGGCAAUGCGUAACGUAUGUCCAAAUCAUCUCACUUGAUGAAGAUUUACUACUUCAUCAAUUGAUCUCCCAUCUUUACUUAGUACUCUAUUUCUAAUCUAGGUAUGGCUCACUCUGUGGUCCCAAAAUACUCGAGCAAUGCUUCGAAGACAUCUAUGGUCGAGUACCAGUAACCCACAUGUAUCCUCUAUCCUUAAUGGUUAUACUUCACAGUUAUAAUGUAGAACGGGACGAACUGCUGCACCGUGAACUCGUCCUUUGUUUGGCAGAUGGAUAUCUCGCCUAAGCAACAAGUUGACAAAAGUCAAUCCAGCCCUCUGAAAUCGUGCCAAGAUUCCGUUAGACACCAGAUCAUCAGGUGAAGCGUCCAACUACUUGACUCCUUAUCAUUAAUUCAGGCGCUGAUAUAAGUCAAUCUUUAAGCAUUAUUUUACUUUUGGAGAGAGAGAAUACCAUCCCAAAUAUGUUUGCAUUGUUGUUUAAGUUGGUUAAAUUAUAUGUUGGUAUGAUUUCUAUCAGUUUUUAUUUCUGAGUUGGUGAGUUUAAGGUCACAGUGUCCUUUUAACGAUUAUAUUUUUUUACAAUGAUUUAACCUUGAAUAUUGUAUUUCUGUUAGUUCUAAGAGGAAUUUGUUUGGGUUUGUUUAUGUGUGUGCAAUUAUAUGUCUAUCUAUCUAAAUGUCCUUUAUAUGACCUAGUCGAUAAUAAAUAGACUUAGAAUGGGUUUAUAGAGAAUGAUAUUUUGCUUGUUUAAUUGGUUGUAGAGAUAGGAAACAAGAAAUAAUAAUUUAGUGGAUUUAAUCACCAUGUCGAAUAAACAUGGAUAAAACUCAAUGAGGAACUAUUACUGAAUUUUAAAUUUAAAUAGAACCCUUGAAAUCAAACUUUUAUUCGAUUUUUGUGUUCCAUUUUAUCUUCGAUAUUCUAUCUUAUCAUCAGAUCCUAGUAGAAAUUUAUUGAAUCAUUUAGUUACCUGAAUAACUUCCACAUAAAUUAUUGUUAUUUAUUAUAUAUAACGAGUUAAAAUUCUUGUGAUGAUGUUAGUAGUUGGAAUAUGAAGUUUCACAUAAUAAAUUGUACGGAACUGUGACUCAAAAAUUAUCCAGUUUAAGUUUUAAUGAUUGACUUAUUAACAACUCAAACUUUGCUACUUAUAUGUCCAUUUUAAUAACUAUAUAUCUUCAUUAUACCUAGAAUAGUAAAUGUACACUGACUUGGAUUUGAUUGCUAAACGGUGGUGUCUAGUGGUGAAACUGUUCAUCUCGCAAUCACUAAGCCACACGUUCGAAACCCACACCAUAUUGUGUCAGCAUCAGAAGCCGACUAAUGUCAUUGGUUCUCACAUAUAAAGUAUCCCCAGAAAUCUGAGUACAUAAAUCAGUACUUGAUAAAUAAGUAGUUGCCUUUUCCUUAUUGAGUAAAAUCAAAAUAUUUAUUUACUUUGAUUCUGUUGAGCCAUCGAUUCAGUAUUAUGAAAUUGUUUCUAAGCCAAAUGAAUGAGCUUAUUCUAUGUUGUCAAUUUACCAUAUCUUUUGAUGGAACUUUAUCACUUCAAUGAUUAUAUUAUAUUAUUUUAAAAAUGUACGAUGUUUAUGGAAAACAAAGAAAAAUAUGAUUUCAUUGUUUUAGUUAUAACUUGAAAUCUCUGAUUGGCAUCAUGUGUUAAAGUUACUAAUUAGAAUUCCGAUCAUAAUUUUUUCUGUACCAUAUCUACUAUUUCUUCUAUAGCCUUAAUGUCUUGGACUUGACCAAUUGCACUUCUGAUCUGCAUCGUCAACCAUGAUGUGACGCAACAUAAAUUUCUAUCAGUCCUCUUUACUCAAAUCUUUCCCCAUUCUUUGUCUUGAGUCCUAAGACAAGUCAGUAGCCAACUUCUAUUAUAUACUUGGUUUCAUUGUAACUCAAAACGCAUACAAUCUACUAAUUACCUAAUGAAAGUCUAAAUAACAAUCCAAAAAUUGUUUCGAGAUUUCCAUCUUUUCCCACGUUUAACACCUUAUUAAUAACAUUGAUUCUUCAAUUCAAGUUACUAUACAUAUAUAGUGGAGAUAAUGACCGACCGGUUAACACUUUUUUUGAACCAGUAAACAAAACACCCACAAGGAAAACAAUUUUUAACGAUACUUUAAAAAAUAAUUAGUAUAAUUUGAUUGUCGUUGCUUCUAACACGACAUGAGAAAUAUUUGCAUUGAUGUUACUGCUACUAAUUUUGUAGUAAAUAAAUCUAAGCUGUUAGCUAUCGAAUUAAACUGUCUUACCAACUGAAACUUAAGCUUCUUUAUACAGUUAAAACCAGUUAUAGGACAUUUGGUAGUUUAAUUUUAUAUUUUCAAAGUGUUGUUAGCUUGUAAUUCACUUUAGUCAAGAUUACUUAAUCUGCCUGAUAAUUCACACCCUAAUCGUAUUGAUCCUUGUAUGUGGUUUUCAUGGAUAACUUACAUGCAUUACUGUUAAUUUGAUUAGUUCCAGUGUAAAUGAAAGAAUGAUUCUUAAAUGGUGUAGAUAUUGGCGUUUUAUUAAAUCUUUAUAAUUUUUACAUUCCAUACAAGAAUUAAUUAGACCUAAUUCAAAUUAAUCUAAUUUUCAUUGAAGCUAUAGUGAUUUAGUAUUUUAUAAUGAUAUUAAUAUUAUAAUAACUAUUUUAAAUAUAAUUCGUUGUUAUUCACAUUAUCAAAUAUUGUUGACUGAAUUGAUUUGUAUUGUUCUUUCAUACGUUAUUGAUAUCAGUGUACUUGUUUAUGGAACGCGUGAAAUAUCGUAUCAAUAGAGUGAAAUGUAUAGACUGUGAAUAUAGUUAAAUUGAAAUAUGAAAGUGAUACAUAAAGUAAAUGGUAAUUAAGAAGAUGAGGGAUAAAAACAACUUUUGUAAUAAUCCAAUUUAUUAACAUUUUAAUUAUUCUUUUGUUGAUAUUCUCAACUAAAUUUUUGAUCAGUAUUAGUUUGUAUUAUAUAUUCAUUCUGUAAGGGGAAUAUCAGUAAUUUGAGAUAUUAUAAACCACUUACAAAUGGGAUUUAACUCAUAUCUAUUGAAAAAGUGCUAUUGAUUAUGUGGACUCAAUUGUUCAUGGAUAAACGUGUUGGGUUUUGAAACUCAAGGUACACUGAUACCAAAAUGCAAUGUGGAUAUCGAUAAUAGGAUCCAGGUACAUUCAGCUUACGAGUCUCAAGUAGAAUGAAAUAUCUAGAUUCCAAUGUUGCUAGCUACAAUCUAUCUACUUUACAUAAUCUUUGUAGUAAUAUAAAUAAUAAAGUAUAUUAAAUUAGAACCAUUUUUAUAGACAUGAAUGAAAUCGGAAAGGGAAAGAAGAGAAAGAACGAGUAAGUGAAAAUAAGAUUUAUGGACAAAAGUUAUGGUAAACAAAGGCGAGGGUAUCUAACUAAAUACUUUAUUUGUUAAUUUAUACACUGAUGUUAACAAGUGAAUUUGAUCCGACUUUUUGUUGUUGUUUGGUUUUAUUCUAUAGGAAAAUCUACUCUUGCAGCCACGUUACGAUGUUCCAGGAUCGGAUAUAUCAACUGUAGUUCUUACUGAGGGUGCUGUACUUGGUCAUUCCCCACCAGAAUAUCAUAGAGUUGUAUCUCCUGUUUCGUCAGUCGUUUCAUGAUCUGUUUCGUCAUCCCACUCUUAUAAUAAUAAUAGCUAUUGUUUAUGGAUGUGUAUUCCAAAGCACAUAUACCACAGACACAAAUAUCUAUUCUUUUAUUCAGAUUUUGUUAUGAGUAAAAUACCGUUAUUAUUAUUAUUAUUAUCUCCUGUCUAAACAGUCAGUGAUUGACGAUCGUAAUGAUGAUCAGCUUGGAUUAUAGGAGAAUGAUUUGUAUGAUUGACAGAAGAUAAUUCAGUUCAGUUAUGUUUACUUUUAUUUAUCGUGCUCAGAUUUAUUUUUUAUCCUUCUUGGUGUUUUUUUUGUCUAUGCUGGCUAAUUUCUCACGUGAACACAUUUCAAUAAAUACAUUAGUAUAUUCUAUAUUCUCAAUUUAUUUAUUUCACUCUAGUUAAAUUAAUUCUGUACAUUUCAAGAAGUUUAUGUCGACAACCAUUACUUAUUAAUAGUGUUCAGUUUUUUUGCAUUCUAAUGUAUACAUAUGUUUGGAUUUGUGCCUAUUAUUCAAAGCAAUAUUAGUUUUUGUUGGUCUAUUUCAAAUCAUUUCUAACACGAUGUCAAUUUGUGAUGUUACUGUCUUUUUCUACGAUAGUUAUUGAUCUAUUUCAUGAUGAAAGCUAAUACAAUACAAUCCAUUGAAAUAAGGAGGAUGUAAAAAAAAUUGUAUGAAUUCAGUACUUAAUAGACAAAUUGUUUGUUCCAAUUUAUUGUUAUCAUUAUUAUUUCAAUUUGAUCCCAUUUAUCUUGUUAUCCCAUAAAAAAAUUAUUUAUAUCUAGUAAAACACAUUUGUUAGAUGGUUAUUGUUGUUGUCUUCGUUAUAACUUUUGUCUUGCUCAACCUCGAUCGUUGUUGCAUUAUAAACAAUAUUUAGAGUUUUCUUUUGUUUACUAGGGUUUGAUAUUGUUUGAUUUAAAAUAUUAACAUUUGAGUUUUCUAUAGUUCGCUGGGAUUUAGACAUACAUCUUUAUACGCUAAACUUGAUUGGUAACAUUUUGAGAGACUAUAAUCUGUUCUGCAUGAGAUAUCUUAGUUUAUAGAGCUUUUUAUUGUGUAAUUCUGUACAUAAUCGAUGAUUCGUUUUAUUGAAGUUUCGGUACUAAGUAGUCGGGAUUGCUUGAGGUAAUAGUUAAAUAAACUCUUCUGAUCGGAAGAUUUAUUACAUCUAAAGACUAUUACUUUUAAAUUAAACAAGUCUUUGUCUAUAUGGAUAGUUUGUUUGGACAAUGUUAUUUAAGUGGCAGUAUAUUAAACUCUUUAAUAAAUUCGUUUAAUCAGUGUAGAAUGUAACAUGUAGAUUGAGAAAUACAUAGACUUUGGUGUCUCAGAUAUUCAAUAUGAUAAUUGAAUAGUCUUCCCACUAAACUACUAUCCAAAUGUAUGUGGUGAACAGCCAUUAUAUUAAUAUACUAACCAAAAUACUCUUGUAAUGUUAAACUAAAUCUUAGAGUCUAUUUAUCUAGGUGUUGCCGAACACAUUUUUGGCAGAAGACAGUUUAAUUCUUAUAACGUCAAUAUAGUCUUUUUUAAUAAAAACUCCAUUAUUACUGAAUCUUCUACUUCACUUAUUUAGGCUAGUUAUUUGCAAAUAUAUACUUGCUAAGGUGGUCGCAAGAAUAGUCAAAUUCUAUUAGAAAGGCUAUGAUCUCUAGAACGAUAACCGCUGGCAUACUUUCUGCCAUUUUGAUUUUCCGCACGAUCUUUGCCCUCUGAUUGGCUGUCAUGUUCUGCUACUACAGUAACAACUUUUGUACCAGUUUCAUUUGAGUUGCUUGUUCUACCACAAAUAUCAAGUUGCCUGCAAUUCCAUCUUCCUAUCUUAGCCGUUGAGGUUUGGUUUAUCGAGUAUAAUUCACUGUUGUCAGUUCUGGGGAGAACUGACCGUGUUAGAAUAGCUCAAUCGGCGAGACUAUAAUUUAUGGUCGAAUCAAUCAGGUUUAGGAUAACAGGUCUUGGAUUUUGGCGCGAAAUUCAUCCAACCAUUUGGUUAAAGAUUAUUUUCGGAUUUCAGCUGAUGUCAGUUCGUGAUGAUAAUCAUGGGAACAACGUGGUUCAGAUAAACUGUCAAUGAAUUCGUGGAUUGGUGACAUUUCUGUUUGUCUGCCGAUAGUUUCCUUCCAACCCACUCCUACAUCAAACAACAUCCCUCGUCGAGGUAGGCAGUGGUUGGGCAAUGCGUAACGUAUGUCCAAAUCAUCUCACUUGAUGAAGAUUUACUACUUCAUCAAUUGAUCUCCCAUCUUUACUUAGUACUCUAUUUCUAAUCUAGGUAUGGCUCACUCUGUGGUCCCAAAAUACUCGAGCAAUGCUUCGAAGACAUCUAUGGUCGAGUACCAGUAACCCACAUGUAUCCUCUAUCCUUAAUGGUUAUACUUCACAGUUAUAAUGUAGAACGGGACGAACUGCUGCACCGUGAACUCGUCCUUUGUUUGGCAGAUGGAUAUCUCGCCUAAGCAACAAGUUGACAAAAGUCAAUCCAGCCCUCUGAAAUCGUGCCAAGAUUCCGUUAGACACCAGAUCAUCAGGUGAAGCGUCCAACUACUUGACUCCUUAUCAUUAAUUCAGGCGCUGAUAUAAGUCAAUCUUUAAGCAUUAUUUUACUUUUGGAGAGAGAGAAUACCAUCCCAAAUAUGUUUGCAUUGUUGUUUAAGUUGGUUAAAUUAUAUGUUGGUAUGAUUUCUAUCAGUUUUUAUUUCUGAGUUGGUGAGUUUAAGGUCACAGUGUCCUUUUAACGAUUAUAUUUUUUUACAAUGAUUUAACCUUGAAUAUUGUAUUUCUGUUAGUUCUAAGAGGAAUUUGUUUGGGUUUGUUUAUGUGUGUGCAAUUAUAUGUCUAUCUAUCUAAAUGUCCUUUAUAUGACCUAGUCGAUAAUAAAUAGACUUAGAAUGGGUUUAUAGAGAAUGAUAUUUUGCUUGUUUAAUUGGUUGUAGAGAUAGGAAACAAGAAAUAAUAAUUUAGUGGAUUUAAUCACCAUGUCGAAUAAACAUGGAUAAAACUCAAUGAGGAACUAUUACUGAAUUUUAAAUUUAAAUAGAACCCUUGAAAUCAAACUUUUAUUCGAUUUUUGUGUUCCAUUUUAUCUUCGAUAUUCUAUCUUAUCAUCAGAUCCUAGUAGAAAUUUAUUGAAUCAUUUAGUUACCUGAAUAACUUCCACAUAAAUUAUUGUUAUUUAUUAUAUAUAACGAGUUAAAAUUCUUGUGAUGAUGUUAGUAGUUGGAAUAUGAAGUUUCACAUAAUAAAUUGUACGGAACUGUGACUCAAAAAUUAUCCAGUUUAAGUUUUAAUGAUUGACUUAUUAACAACUCAAACUUUGCUACUUAUAUGUCCAUUUUAAUAACUAUAUAUCUUCAUUAUACCUAGAAUAGUAAAUGUACACUGACUUGGAUUUGAUUGCUAAACGGUGGUGUCUAGUGGUGAAACUGUUCAUCUCGCAAUCACUAAGCCACACGUUCGAAACCCACACCAUAUUGUGUCAGCAUCAGAAGCCGACUAAUGUCAUUGGUUCUCACAUAUAAAGUAUCCCCAGAAAUCUGAGUACAUAAAUCAGUACUUGAUAAAUAAGUAGUUGCCUUUUCCUUAUUGAGUAAAAUCAAAAUAUUUAUUUACUUUGAUUCUGUUGAGCCAUCGAUUCAGUAUUAUGAAAUUGUUUCUAAGCCAAAUGAAUGAGCUUAUUCUAUGUUGUCAAUUUACCAUAUCUUUUGAUGGAACUUUAUCACUUCAAUGAUUAUAUUAUAUUAUUUUAAAAAUGUACGAUGUUUAUGGAAAACAAAGAAAAAUAUGAUUUCAUUGUUUUAGUUAUAACUUGAAAUCUCUGAUUGGCAUCAUGUGUUAAAGUUACUAAUUAGAAUUCCGAUCAUAAUUUUUUCUGUACCAUAUCUACUAUUUCUUCUAUAGCCUUAAUGUCUUGGACUUGACCAAUUGCACUUCUGAUCUGCAUCGUCAACCAUGAUGUGACGCAACAUAAAUUUCUAUCAGUCCUCUUUACUCAAAUCUUUCCCCAUUCUUUGUCUUGAGUCCUAAGACAAGUCAGUAGCCAACUUCUAUUAUAUACUUGGUUUCAUUGUAACUCAAAACGCAUACAAUCUACUAAUUACCUAAUGAAAGUCUAAAUAACAAUCCAAAAAUUGUUUCGAGAUUUCCAUCUUUUCCCACGUUUAACACCUUAUUAAUAACAUUGAUUCUUCAAUUCAAGUUACUAUACAUAUAUAGUGGAGAUAAUGACCGACCGGUUAACACUUUUUUGAAUCAGUAAACAAAACACCCACAAGGAAAACAAUUUUUAACGAUACUUUAAAAAAUAAUUAGUAUAAUUUGAUUGUCGUUGCUUCUAACACGACAUGAGAAAUAUUUGCAUUGAUGUUACUGCUACUAAUUUUGUAGUAAAUAAAUCUAAGCUGUUAGCUAUCGAAUUAAACUGUCUUACCAACUGAAACUUAAGCUUCUUUAUACAGUUAAAACCAGUUAUAGGACAUUUGGUAGUUUAAUUUUAUAUUUUCAAAGUGUUGUUAGCUUGUAAUUCACUUUAGUCAAGAUUACUUAAUCUGCCUGAUAAUUCACACCCUAAUCGUAUUGAUCCUUGUAUGUGGUUUUCAUGGAUAACUUACAUGCAUUACUGUUAAUUUGAUUAGUUCCAGUGUAAAUGAAAGAAUGAUUCUUAAAUGGUGUAGAUAUUGGCGUUUUAUUAAAUCUUUAUAAUUUUUACAUUCCAUACAAGAAUUAAUUAGACCUAAUUCAAAUUAAUCUAAUUUUCAUUGAAGCUAUAGUGAUUUAGUAUUUUAUAAUGAUAUUAAUAUUAUAAUAACUAUUUUAAAUAUAAUUCGUUGUUAUUCACAUUAUCAAAUAUUGUUGACUGAAUUGAUUUGUAUUGUUCUUUCAUACGUUAUUGAUAUCAGUGUACUUGUUUAUGGAACGCGUGAAAUAUCGUAUCAAUAGAGUGAAAUGUAUAGACUGUGAAUAUAGUUAAAUUGAAAUAUGAAAGUGAUACAUAAAGUAAAUGGUAAUUAAGAAGAUGAGGGAUAAAAACAACUUUUGUAAUAAUCCAAUUUAUUAACAUUUUAAUUAUUCUUUUGUUGAUAUUCUCAACUAAAUUUUUGAUCAGUAUUAGUUUGUAUUAUAUAUUCAUUCUGUAAGGGAAUAUCAGUAAUUUGAGAUAUUAUAAACCACUUACAAAUGGGAUUUAACUCAUAUCUAUUGAAAAAGUGCUAUUGAUUAUGUGGACUCAAUUGUUCAUGGAUAAACGUGUUGGGUUUUGAAACUCAAGGUACACUGAUACCAAAAUGCAAUGUGGAUAUCGAUAAUAGGAUCCAGGUACAUUCAGCUUACGAGUCUCAAGUAGAAUGAAAUAUCUAGAUUCCAAUGUUGCUAGCUACAAUCUAUCUACUUUACAUAAUCUUUGUAGUAAUAUAAAUAAUAAAGUAUAUUAAAUUAGAACCAUUUUUAUAGACAUGAAUGAAAUCGGAAAGGGAAAGAAGAGAAAGAACGAGUAAGUGAAAAUAAGAUUUAUGGACAAAAGUUAUGGUAAACAAAGGCGAGGGUAUCUAACUAAAUACUUUAUUUGUUAAUUUAUACACUGAUGUUAACAAGUGAAUUUGAUCCGACUUUUUGUUGUUGUUUGGUUUUAUUCUAUAGGAAAAUCUACUCUUGCAGCCACGUUACGAUGUUCCAGGAUCGGAUAUAUCAACUGUAGUUCUUACUGAGGGUGCUGUACUUGGUCAUUCCCCACCAGAAUAUCAUAGAGUUGUAUCUCCUGUUUCGUCAGUCGUUUCAUGAUCUGUUUCGUCAUCCCACUCUUAUAAUAAUAAUAGCUAUUGUUUAUGGAUGUGUAUUCCAAAGCACAUAUACCACAGACACAAAUAUCUAUUCUUUUAUUCAGAUUUUGUUAUGAGUAAAAUACCGUUAUUAUUAUUAUUAUUAUCUCCUGUCUAAACAGUCAGUGAUUGACGAUCGUAAUGAUGAUCAGCUUGGAUUAUAGGAGAAUGAUUUGUAUGAUUGACAGAAGAUAAUUCAGUUCAGUUAUGUUUACUUUUAUUUAUCGUGCUCAGAUUUAUUUUUUAUCCUUCUUGGUGUUUUUUUUGUCUAUGCUGGCUAAUUUCUCACGUGAACACAUUUCAAUAAAUACAUUAGUAUAUUCUAUAUUCUCAAUUUAUUUAUUUCACUCUAGUUAAAUUAAUUCUGUACAUUUCAAGAAGUUUAUGUCGACAACCAUUACUUAUUAAUAGUGUUCAGUUUUUUUUGCAUUCUAAUGUAUACAUAUGUUUGGAUUUGUGCCUAUUAUUCAAAGCAAUAUUAGUUUUUGUUGGUCUAUUUCAAAUCAUUUCUAACACGAUGUCAAUUUGUGAUGUUACUGUCUUUUUCUACGAUAGUUAUUGAUCUAUUUCAUGAUGAAAGCUAAUACAAUACAAUCCAUUGAAAUAAGGAGGAUGUAAAAAAAAAAUUGUAUGAAUUCAGUACUUAAUAGACAAAUUGUUUGUUCCAAUUUAUUGUUAUCAUUAUUAUUUCAAUUUGAUCCCAUUUAUCUUGUUAUCCCAUAAAAAAUUAUUUAUAUCUAGUAAAACACAUUUGUUAGAUGGUUAUUGUUGUUGUCUUCGUUAUAACUUUUGUCUUGCUCAACCUCGAUCGUUGUUGCAUUAUAAACAAUAUUUAGAGUUUUCUUUUGUUUACUAGGGUUUGAUAUUGUUUGAUUUAAAAUAUUAACAUUUGAGUUUUCUAUAGUUCGCUGGGAUUUAGACAUACAUCUUUAUACGCUAAACUUGAUUGGUAACAUUUUGAGAGACUAUAAUCUGUUCUGCAUGAGAUAUCUUAGUUUAUAGAGCUUUUUUAUUGUGUAAUUCUGUACAUAAUCGAUGAUUCGUUUUAUUGAAGUUUCGGUACUAAGUAGUCGGGAUUGCUUGAGGUAAUAGUUAAAUAAACUCUUCUGAUCGGAAGAUUUAUUACAUCUAAAGACUAUUACUUUUAAAUUAAACAAGUCUUUGUCUAUAUGGAUAGUUUGUUUGGACAAUGUUAUUUAAGUGGCAGUAUAUUAAACUCUUUAAUAAAUUCGUUUAAUCAGUGUAGAAUGUAACAUGUAGAUUGAGAAAUACAUAGACUUUGGUGUCUCAGAUAUUCAAUAUGAUAAUUGAAUAGUCUUCCCACUAAACUACUAUCCAAAUGUAUGUGGUGAACAGCCAUUAUAUUAAUAUACUAACCAAAAUACUCUUGUAAUGUUAAACUAAAUCUUAGAGUCUAUUUAUCUAGGUGUUGCCGAACACAUUUUUGGCAGAAGACAGUUUAAUUCUUAUAACGUCAAUAUAGUCUUUUUUAAUAAAAACUCCAUUAUUACUGAAUCUUCUACUUCACUUAUUUAGGCUAGUUAUUUGCAAAUAUAUACUUGCUAAGGUGGUCGCAAGAAUAGUCAAAUUCUAUUAGAAAGGCUAUGAUCUCUAGAACGAUAACCGCUGGCAUACUUUCUGCCAUUUUGAUUUUCCGCACGAUCUUUGCCCUCUGAUUGGCUGUCAUGUUCUGCUACUACAGUAACAACUUUUGUACCAGUUUCAUUUGAGUUGCUUGUUCUACCACAAAUAUCAAGUUGCCUGCAAUUCCAUCUUCCUAUCUUAGCCGUUGAGGUUUGGUUUAUCGAGUAUAAUUCACUGUUGUCAGUUCUGGGGAGAACUGACCGUGUUAGAAUAGCUCAAUCGGCGAGACUAUAAUUUAUGGUCGAAUCAAUCAGGUUUAGGAUAACAGGUCUUGGAUUUUGGCGCGAAAUUCAUCCAACCAUUUGGUUAAAGAUUAUUUUCGGAUUUCAGCUGAUGUCAGUUCGUGAUGAUAAUCAUGGGAACAACGUGGUUCAGAUAAACUGUCAAUGAAUUCGUGGAUUGGUGACAUUUCUGUUUGUCUGCCGAUAGUUUCCUUCCAACCCACUCCUACAUCAAACAACAUCCCUCGUCGAGGUAGGCAGUGGUUGGGCAAUGCGUAACGUAUGUCCAAAUCAUCUCACUUGAUGAAGAUUUACUACUUCAUCAAUUGAUCUCCCAUCUUUACUUAGUACUCUAUUUCUAAUCUAGGUAUGGCUCACUCUGUGGUCCCAAAAUACUCGAGCAAUGCUUCGAAGACAUCUAUGGUCGAGUACCAGUAACCCACAUGUAUCCUCUAUCCUUAAUGGUUAUACUUCACAGUUAUAAUGUAGAACGGGACGAACUGCUGCACCGUGAACUCGUCCUUUGUUUGGCAGAUGGAUAUCUCGCCUAAGCAACAAGUUGACAAAAGUCAAUCCAGCCCUCUGAAAUCGUGCCAAGAUUCCGUUAGACACCAGAUCAUCAGGUGAAGCGUCCAACUACUUGACUCCUUAUCAUUAAUUCAGGCGCUGAUAUAAGUCAAUCUUUAAGCAUUAUUUUACUUUUGGAGAGAGAAUACCAUCCCAAAUAUGUUUGCAUUGUUGUUUAAGUUGGUUAAAUUAUAUGUUGGUAUGAUUUCUAUCAGUUUUUAUUUCUGAGUUGGUGAGUUUAAGGUCACAGUGUCCUUUUAACGAUUAUAUUUUUUUACAAUGAUUUAACCUUGAAUAUUGUAUUUCUGUUAGUUCUAAGAGGAAUUUGUUUGGGUUUGUUUAUGUGUGUGCAAUUAUAUGUCUAUCUAUCUAAAUGUCCUUUAUAUGACCUAGUCGAUAAUAAAUAGACUUAGAAUGGGUUUAUAGAGAAUGAUAUUUUGCUUGUUUAAUUGGUUGUAGAGAUAGGAAACAAGAAAUAAUAAUUUAGUGGAUUUAAUCACCAUGUCGAAUAAACAUGGAUAAAACUCAAUGAGGAACUAUUACUGAAUUUUAAAUUUAAAUAGAACCCUUGAAAUCAAACUUUUAUUCGAUUUUUGUGUUCCAUUUUAUCUUCGAUAUUCUAUCUUAUCAUCAGAUCCUAGUAGAAAUUUAUUGAAUCAUUUAGUUACCUGAAUAACUUCCACAUAAAUUAUUGUUAUUUAUUAUAUAUAACGAGUUAAAAUUCUUGUGAUGAUGUUAGUAGUUGGAAUAUGAAGUUUCACAUAAUAAAUUGUACGGAACUGUGACUCAAAAAUUAUCCAGUUUAAGUUUUAAUGAUUGACUUAUUAACAACUCAAACUUUGCUACUUAUAUGUCCAUUUUAAUAACUAUAUAUCUUCAUUAUACCUAGAAUAGUAAAUGUACACUGACUUGGAUUUGAUUGCUAAACGGUGGUGUCUAGUGGUGAAACUGUUCAUCUCGCAAUCACUAAGCCACACGUUCGAAACCCACACCAUAUUGUGUCAGCAUCAGAAGCCGACUAAUGUCAUUGGUUCUCACAUAUAAAGUAUCCCCAGAAAUCUGAGUACAUAAAUCAGUACUUGAUAAAUAAGUAGUUGCCUUUUCCUUAUUGAGUAAAAUCAAAAUAUUUAUUUACUUUGAUUCUGUUGAGCCAUCGAUUCAGUAUUAUGAAAUUGUUUCUAAGCCAAAUGAAUGAGCUUAUUCUAUGUUGUCAAUUUACCAUAUCUUUUGAUGGAACUUUAUCACUUCAAUGAUUAUAUUAUAUUAUUUUAAAAAUGUACGAUGUUUAUGGAAAACAAAGAAAAAUAUGAUUUCAUUGUUUUAGUUAUAACUUGAAAUCUCUGAUUGGCAUCAUGUGUUAAAGUUACUAAUUAGAAUUCCGAUCAUAAUUUUUUCUGUACCAUAUCUACUAUUUCUUCUAUAGCCUUAAUGUCUUGGACUUGACCAAUUGCACUUCUGAUCUGCAUCGUCAACCAUGAUGUGACGCAACAUAAAUUUCUAUCAGUCCUCUUUACUCAAAUCUUUCCCCAUUCUUUGUCUUGAGUCCUAAGACAAGUCAGUAGCCAACUUCUAUUAUAUACUUGGUUUCAUUGUAACUCAAAACGCAUACAAUCUACUAAUUACCUAAUGAAAGUCUAAAUAACAAUCCAAAAAUUGUUUCGAGAUUUCCAUCUUUUCCCACGUUUAACACCUUAUUAAUAACAUUGAUUCUUCAAUUCAAGUUACUAUACAUAUAUAGUGGAGAUAAUGACCGACCGGUUAACACUUUUUUGAAUCAGUAAACAAAACACCCACAAGGAAAACAAUUUUUAACGAUACUUUAAAAAAUAAUUAGUAUAAUUUGAUUGUCGUUGCUUCUAACACGACAUGAGAAAUAUUUGCAUUGAUGUUACUGCUACUAAUUUUGUAGUAAAUAAAUCUAAGCUGUUAGCUAUCGAAUUAAACUGUCUUACCAACUGAAACUUAAGCUUCUUUAUACAGUUAAAACCAGUUAUAGGACAUUUGGUAGUUUAAUUUUAUAUUUUCAAAGUGUUGUUAGCUUGUAAUUCACUUUAGUCAAGAUUACUUAAUCUGCCUGAUAAUUCACACCCUAAUCGUAUUGAUCCUUGUAUGUGGUUUUCAUGGAUAACUUACAUGCAUUACUGUUAAUUUGAUUAGUUCCAGUGUAAAUGAAAGAAUGAUUCUUAAAUGGUGUAGAUAUUGGCGUUUUAUUAAAUCUUUAUAAUUUUUACAUUCCAUACAAGAAUUAAUUAGACCUAAUUCAAAUUAAUCUAAUUUUCAUUGAAGCUAUAGUGAUUUAGUAUUUUAUAAUGAUAUUAAUAUUAUAAUAACUAUUUUAAAUAUAAUUCGUUGUUAUUCACAUUAUCAAAUAUUGUUGACUGAAUUGAUUUGUAUUGUUCUUUCAUACGUUAUUGAUAUCAGUGUACUUGUUUAUGGAACGCGUGAAAUAUCGUAUCAAUAGAGUGAAAUGUAUAGACUGUGAAUAUAGUUAAAUUGAAAUAUGAAAGUGAUACAUAAAGUAAAUGGUAAUUAAGAAGAUGAGGGAUAAAAACAACUUUUGUAAUAAUCCAAUUUAUUAACAUUUUAAUUAUUCUUUUGUUGAUAUUCUCAACUAAAUUUUUGAUCAGUAUUAGUUUGUAUUAUAUAUUCAUUCUGUAAGGGGAAUAUCAGUAAUUUGAGAUAUUAUAAACCACUUACAAAUGGGAUUUAACUCAUAUCUAUUGAAAAAGUGCUAUUGAUUAUGUGGACUCAAUUGUUCAUGGAUAAACGUGUUGGGUUUUGAAACUCAAGGUACACUGAUACCAAAAUGCAAUGUGGAUAUCGAUAAUAGGAUCCAGGUACAUUCAGCUUACGAGUCUCAAGUAGAAUGAAAUAUCUAGAUUCCAAUGUUGCUAGCUACAAUCUAUCUACUUUACAUAAUCUUUGUAGUAAUAUAAAUAAUAAAGUAUAUUAAAUUAGAACCAUUUUUAUAGACAUGAAUGAAAUCGGAAAGGGAAAGAAGAGAAAGAACGAGUAAGUGAAAAUAAGAUUUAUGGACAAAAGUUAUGGUAAACAAAGGCGAGGGUAUCUAACUAAAUACUUUAUUUGUUAAUUUAUACACUGAUGUUAACAAGUGAAUUUGAUCCGACUUUUUGUUGUUGUUUGGUUUUAUUCUAUAGGAAAAUCUACUCUUGCAGCCACGUUACGAUGUUCCAGGAUCGGAUAUAUCAACUGUAGUUCUUACUGAGGGUGCUGUACUUGGUCAUUCCCCACCAGAAUAUCAUAGAGUUGUAUCUCCUGUUUCGUCAGUCGUUUCAUGAUCUGUUUCGUCAUCCCACUCUUAUAAUAAUAAUAGCUAUUGUUUAUGGAUGUGUAUUCCAAAGCACAUAUACCACAGACACAAAUAUCUAUUCUUUUAUUCAGAUUUUGUUAUGAGUAAAAUACCGUUAUUAUUAUUAUUAUUAUCUCCUGUCUAAACAGUCAGUGAUUGACGAUCGUAAUGAUGAUCAGCUUGGAUUAUAGGAGAAUGAUUUGUAUGAUUGACAGAAGAUAAUUCAGUUCAGUUAUGUUUACUUUUAUUUAUCGUGCUCAGAUUUAUUUUUUAUCCUUCUUGGUGUUUUUUUGUCUAUGCUGGCUAAUUUCUCACGUGAACACAUUUCAAUAAAUACAUUAGUAUAUUCUAUAUUCUCAAUUUAUUUAUUUCACUCUAGUUAAAUUAAUUCUGUACAUUUCAAGAAGUUUAUGUCGACAACCAUUACUUAUUAAUAGUGUUCAGUUUUUUUGCAUUCUAAUGUAUACAUAUGUUUGGAUUUGUGCCUAUUAUUCAAAGCAAUAUUAGUUUUUGUUGGUCUAUUUCAAAUCAUUUCUAACACGAUGUCAAUUUGUGAUGUUACUGUCUUUUUCUACGAUAGUUAUUGAUCUAUUUCAUGAUGAAAGCUAAUACAAUACAAUCCAUUGAAAUAAGGAGGAUGUAAAAAAAAAUUGUAUGAAUUCAGUACUUAAUAGACAAAUUGUUUGUUCCAAUUUAUUGUUAUCAUUAUUAUUUCAAUUUGAUCCCAUUUAUCUUGUUAUCCCAUAAAAAAAUUAUUUAUAUCUAGUAAAACACAUUUGUUAGAUGGUUAUUGUUGUUGUCUUCGUUAUAACUUUUGUCUUGCUCAACCUCGAUCGUUGUUGCAUUAUAAACAAUAUUUAGAGUUUUCUUUUGUUUACUAGGGUUUGAUAUUGUUUGAUUUAAAAUAUUAACAUUUGAGUUUUCUAUAGUUCGCUGGGAUUUAGACAUACAUCUUUAUACGCUAAACUUGAUUGGUAACAUUUUGAGAGACUAUAAUCUGUUCUGCAUGAGAUAUCUUAGUUUAUAGAGCUUUUUUAUUGUGUAAUUCUGUACAUAAUCGAUGAUUCGUUUUAUUGAAGUUUCGGUACUAAGUAGUCGGGAUUGCUUGAGGUAAUAGUUAAAUAAACUCUUCUGAUCGGAAGAUUUAUUACAUCUAAAGACUAUUACUUUUAAAUUAAACAAGUCUUUGUCUAUAUGGAUAGUUUGUUUGGACAAUGUUAUUUAAGUGGCAGUAUAUUAAACUCUUUAAUAAAUUCGUUUAAUCAGUGUAGAAUGUAACAUGUAGAUUGAGAAAUACAUAGACUUUGGUGUCUCAGAUAUUCAAUAUGAUAAUUGAAUAGUCUUCCCACUAAACUACUAUCCAAAUGUAUGUGGUGAACAGCCAUUAUAUUAAUAUACUAACCAAAAUACUCUUGUAAUGUUAAACUAAAUCUUAGAGUCUAUUUAUCUAGGUGUUGCCGAACACAUUUUUGGCAGAAGACAGUUUAAUUCUUAUAACGUCAAUAUAGUCUUUUUUUAAUAAAAAACUCCAUUAUUACUGAAUCUUCUACUUCACUUAUUUAGGCUAGUUAUUUGCAAAUAUAUACUUGCUAAGGUGGUCGCAAGAAUAGUCAAAUUCUAUUAGAAAGGCUAUGAUCUCUAGAACGAUAACCGCUGGCAUACUUUCUGCCAUUUUGAUUUUCCGCACGAUCUUUGCCCUCUGAUUGGCUGUCAUGUUCUGCUACUACAGUAACAACUUUUGUACCAGUUUCAUUUGAGUUGCUUGUUCUACCACAAAUAUCAAGUUGCCUGCAAUUCCAUCUUCCUAUCUUAGCCGUUGAGGUUUGGUUUAUCGAGUAUAAUUCACUGUUGUCAGUUCUGGGGAGAACUGACCGUGUUAGAAUAGCUCAAUCGGCGAGACUAUAAUUUAUGGUCGAAUCAAUCAGGUUUAGGAUAACAGGUCUUGGAUUUUGGCGCGAAAUUCAUCCAACCAUUUGGUUAAAGAUUAUUUUCGGAUUUCAGCUGAUGUCAGUUCGUGAUGAAAACCAAAUUUAAUUCCUAACCCUAACUAUCAACUGUAAGUCACAUUCCUUAUUCUUCACACAGGUUUAUAACUCCCAUGUAGCCCUAACAAUUAGGUGGACAUUCUCAAGGUCACUUUGGCGUCGCCGAAAGGUCGUCCAUGAAUUAUAGUCUCACCGCUCAGUCGUUUCCGUCCCUAAAUCCGUCCCAUCGUAGGCCAAUAACAAGACACAACAAUACUUUAAAUAUAUUUAACAAAUGAUUAUAAAAAUCUAUAAAACAGUCAUUUCGUUAAAUUAAAACAUAGAUGUUGACCAUACAAAGUAAAACAUUUGGGAGAUAAUGCAACACAACGAGUACAAUCUUAAUCGUAGUUUGUAGUUCUAACAUGGCAUGGUUCCUUCUUUCGUCGAAAGAGUGUUACCUACACCAGUAGAUUAAGCAUGUUUAUUGGAGUUUUGGACAAAUGAACACAGAGAGAAAUGGGCUUUAAAGAAGAUUGAUUUUUAUUAAUUCAUACUGUGGUGUGCGCUAGUGGUGUUGACAGAUGUAAGUGGUAUGUAUCAUCACCAACCGAAAGUGGAAUGCCUGGCGGCAGAAGGUCGAAGAGAAGAAAAUGAGAACAGAGAGUGGUUGGUAUAGAAAUAAAGGGACAAUAAAGUCUAAGACAAUUGAUGGACAUUCUGCAAAUGAAGUAUUUACUGUAUGGUUCCCAGAUUUUAAUGAGAAAUUCUGUAAUUUUGUAUUCAAGUAUAUUCCGUUAUCCCCCCUUGGGUCCUCAUUUACUACAAUACCAUGACCAUAUAUAUAUUACAGUGGUUUUGCUUCGCUAAUCGAUCAGCCCGAUAACCGUUAUAAUAUAAAUCUCAACGGUAUUUAAAAUCAGAAGGCAAUGAGAGGUGGCAACUACAGUUUAUUAGCGGAUAGCGCAGAUCAUAUAGCUAUAAGCAGAUCGAGCGAAUUGGAAACGGAGAGGCGAAUAAGUAUAUACCAGCAAUUAAAUAAGCAAAUUUAUAGUCAAAUUGCAUAAGGGCGCAGCAACGCAAAGUAAAAUCUAAUACUAUAAUUUGAAUACAUAUACAUACAUGGGGAGGAGGAUGAGUCAUCGAAUGAUAUUUAACCGAUCAACAUUUUAGUUCGAGUCUGUCAUGUGAUCUGGUGAUCUUAAUGGUAUAAAGAAAUAUGCGGAUUGUUACUGUUCAAAUGACAUUGUCUGUUAAGUUAAUAAAAAGGCUUAACCAAAAU
Molecule: messenger RNA, 34352 nt
Organism: Schistosoma haematobium
Lineage: Eukaryota; Metazoa; Platyhelminthes; Trematoda; Strigeidida; Schistosomatidae
Exons: 8
Coding region: 9139-9870 (243 amino acids)
Biological process (GO): proteolysis; protein catabolic process
Cellular component (GO): mitochondrial matrix
Molecular function (GO): ATP hydrolysis activity; ATP binding
Source: RefSeq, a predicted model, not a curated record